GUUCCAAAUAUGAAAUCGGGAACCGAAUCUUGCCGAAAUCCCGGUUUCUCGGUCGCCUCGCGUUAAGAUCCACUCGUAAAACUGGACGGUGAUCUCGAUCCGCCGCAGCAGGAGCUCUUCGCCCGCGGCAAAACAGGCACAGUGGUGCAUUGGACGCGAUGACGUCGCUGCGCCCUAGUCUCUUCUAGCGGGUCCGUGCGCCGUCCGUGCGCGCUUCGCGCCGCUUCCCAGUGCCAAGCCCCGCAGAGAAGACGUCGGUGUCCUUCGGCCGUGCGAUGGGCGAUCCGGCACCUCGCGGCACCCUGGUGCGCUCCAAGAGUCUGCGCCUGCCCCCUCCGGGGGCGGAACCGCAGGAAGGGGGCAGUCCCUUGCGCAGGCACGGCAGCCUGCGCUUGGUACGAGCCCCGCCCCCUCCGGGCAUGAGCACCUCUCUGCACAGCAUGCUUCCCCGCAAGGCCCCCGGUCACCGGCCCAGGGGUGCAGCACCGGCCACAGAGCAGCCGUGGAAGGAGCACUUCAAGAGGCUGGUCCAGGAGCACGACAGGCUGCAGGUGAAGUACAGCCAGCUUCGAGCGCGUCUGCUCAGCCAGGGGGGCAAGGGUUCCCUGGGGGCUCCAACGAGCGGAGGGGGACCCGGGGACCUGGCGCCGAUCCCCGAAGACGACUCCCCCGACGGAGAGCUUCCCCCUGCUGCUCUGCAUGCCAGGGACGACUUACAGCUGCAGGGGCAGCUGCGGUCAGCGCAGAGGGCCUACUGGGACCUGGUGCUUGGGGCAGAGCCGAGCCAGGACCCCGCGGCACUGGUCCUUUCUCUCCUCGACCAGCUGGACUCCACGCAGGCCGAGCUGAGCUCGCUGCGUGGUCGGGUGGACAGCCUCCGGGAAGCGCUGCGCCAGCGUGAACAGGAGGUGGCCAGCUGCAGGGAUGCCCUCCAUGACUACCAGCUGGAGAUGGAGGAGCAGCGGGCCUCCCAGCAGGCCAUCAGAGCCAGGAUGUGCGACCUGCAGGCGCAGCUGCGGGAGGCCCAGGAAGGCCAGGAAUUCCUGCAGGCGGAGCGGGCAACCCUGGUGGAGGCACAGCUGGAGGCCCAGGCCCAGGCGCAGCGGCUCAGGGAGGCCCUCGACCAGAACCUGAGGGAGGCACUCUGUUGCGAACGCCCUGCCGCACGCACACCCGCCAAGAGCUUGGGCCAGCCAGAGGAAGGUCCCCAGGCGGCGCUGUCAACGCUGUCCCAUUCCCUGCACAGCCUGCAGCAGGCACUGGCACUCUUCGGGACGUCGCACCUGCAGAUGGAGCCUCAGAUGCUUGAAGACCUGGAGGAGGUCCCCAAGCAGAGUGCGCCGCGGGAGGAAGUCCCAAAAGAGGACCCCGUCCCCGACGACAGUCCUCCCCCUCUGCCGUUCAAGGGAUCCCUGGUGCGCGCUGUGCUUAGCGCCCAGCAGCCGGGCCCCCCAGUGGGAGAGGCGAGGGGGGAGGGCAAGCCCGUGGGCACGGUGCCCCCUUUCCGCACAGUGGAGGCCAGGGCCCCUGACCGGCUCUUGCCUGCCCUGGCGGCCCUGGCCGCACGCCUGGUGCGCCUCCAGGCCAGGGUGCAGGCACGUGCCCUAGACCAGCUGGCCAGCAGCAGAGCGCACCGAGAGUCCCUGGAGCAGCGACUGGGAAGCGUGUGCCGGGACCAUGCGGGGUGCGGCCAUCUCGGGCAGCAGCUCUCCAUGAGCCAGGCACAGGUGCAGGCACUGGAGGCACGCCUACUCGAGCUCAGGGAGGCACACGCCAGGCAGGUCGAGCUGCUGCUGCAGCAGCUGGAGGAGCAGAAGGAGAAGCAGCGCUGCCUGCAGGCGGUGAACCAGGAGCAGGCCAGGCAGCUGCGGGAGGAGCUGCUGCCCCCACAGGGCUUCCUGUGCCAGGCAGACGCCAUCUGCGACCGGCUCCAGCUCAGACAGCAGGUGGAAAGCCUGAGGGAGGGCCUGGUGCUGAGAGAAGAGCAGCUCCGAGGUCUGGCCAGCAAGUUCUCCCGCUUCAAGCAGGCCUACGAGGACAACUACCAGAGGGCCACCGAGGACAUCGACAAGCUCGACACUAUGCUCGAGAGGGUCAUAGAGACGCUGGAGACGGAGCCAGAGGCUGUGUCAUCGUGUCCUGCACUGCAGCGGCUGCUGGAGAGUCUCCGUGGGAGCAGCAACUGCUGGGGCUGCCCCCCGAGGCCCCCCCCGGGGCGCCGGCCAGACUCCGAGCCUUGAAGGGCCGUCGCCCCGCAGCAGUGUUCGAACGCAUGGCCAACCUCGAAACGUGCAGCGGCCGUACGGCGCCCCGGACACUUUUUGCGGCGUAUCGGUUCUCGGUCGCACGCGCCUAGUUCCGGGGCCCGCUUGAAGGAGUAAUUCACUCUUUCCGGCGUGGUGUAUAGCUGCCGUUUUCCGCGUUCCGAGCAAGCCAAUCCCGGGUGUUGUGGCAGUCGUCUCAACACAACUGAUUUGCCAUCCUCUUUUUUUUUUAUAGCUGAGCGAGCAAGUUGGCUGCAGUGAAGUAUCUGCUGGGUGGCGUCCCCCAGACAAUUUAAAUGAAUCAUUGCACUCAUUUCCCAUAAGCAAGAAGUUACACAGAGGAAAGGGAAAGACAUACAAAUGCAUGAAAAUGCGCGGGACGCUGUUUUACUGCGCGGCAAACUGAAGGCGCAUACUUUUACCUGCAACAUUGUCAUGCCCAUUAUCGUGACCCAAAUUGAAUGAAAAUAGGUGCCCACUCGGGACAGUGGCAAUGGAGUGAUUGCCUCCAUUUCCGCUUCCAAAGAUGGCAGACGAAAGGGACGCUUGGUUGAGCAAUGGCACCCCCUAUAGUCGUUGGAACGUGUGAAGGCGGUAGCACGUUCAAUCGUCUACCUCGCAUAUUGGAAGUGUAUGUCGUCAUCGUUUAAGGCCCUCAAACGUCGAAAACAAUCCAGUGUUUAUGUCCGUGAGGGGCAACGCACAAUUUUCAAAAUUUCAAAGUUCUAAAUGAUUCCCUUCCGCCGUAUAAAACUUCUGUUUCAAACGGUGGGAAAUGGUUUGAAAUAGUCGCACAUUGUUUAUCGUGUCACCCUGACGGCACAUCACUUUUAGUAGCACUGGCAAGGAGCAGUCGAGACUUUUAAAGAUGAUCCUUUACGAAGUGUUGCCGGACUUUUCUCACUUCUAGAAGAGACGAUUUGCAUUCGUGUAACAGCCAGAAUAGCAUUGUCGUGAAUGAUCUUGGAGCGUCGCAGAAGAGAAAGGUGCCAGUUUUUCUUUCUCUGGGCAUGAACAACGGAUGAUUUUUUUUAUGAACUUUUAGCGUCAUUGAUAUGCUACCCUUCCCAUUGUCAUUUGCUUUUUCGAGUCCAGUAAGUGAGAGAAAGCAGACUUUUGCUGUGCAUUGCCCCUUUAAUAUGAGGGCCAUGCCACUUUCCCGAUAGCCAAAAUAGAACCACUUCCACUUUACUCCAAUCGAGAUUGCUUGCCAUUUCUGAGCACUGUUUUUGCCUGUGCCACUACAUAUGCCGCCUGUUCCAAACGCUAUUCCUUCAUAAAAAAAAAAAUUUAGUUGGUGUUAAGUAUAGUGUAACGUGCAGCAAAAGUCUUUCAAUGUAAGUGGCAUCCGUGCUUCCCAAAAUGCUACACUGAACUCUUCAUGGGCAGCUGCACUGUUACACAUGCACCAACCUGUGCCUCACCCCAUACAUACCUAAUGCAUGCCAUGUGCAUGAAUUAUUGGGCUGUGUAACUUUACAUGAUGGUGUCAUCGACAAGAGAUUUUUUGCCGGUGGCACGGUUUAUAUACCGCAUUUGCAUAUGCGAUGCUCAAGCCAAAGCUUCCAGUACAAGUCCAAAACAAAGAGCUGAUUUGGUCCAAUGAACUACCAUAACAACAUAGAAAAGCAAGCUCAUCUACAAUGUUGACCAUAUAGAGUUGAGAAAGGAACAUGCUGAAAACCUCAGAGCGAGAGCCAGUGUUUUGCUGCAAGACUUGGCUUCUUCAGAGCCCUAAUGAAGUAAGCAAAAGCAAAGCAAGUUAGUUGUUUAGCCAGUGGAAGGCCCGUCUUCCUUUGAGGUAUGGCAGCAGCGAGUCGCACUGCAGAUGAAGAAUUUAGCCAGUGCAGUACGACUGCACCAUAGAAUAGCGAUUACGCAAAUGCACGUCCCAAUGAUGUCUCGGCAAAAUACUGACUGCCCUUCUGUGGCUCCCAAGAGGUUCUUUUUCAAGUUCUUUCUACCAGCUUUGACUACCUCCAUACUUUAUCAUCCACAAUGUUCAUCAUAUUCGAUGCUCACAUUGCUACCUGCUUAACGGGACAAAAUUUAGGCUUGGUCGAAAUCGUUCGUCUUGAAAACCGUGACCCAAAUAUAGGUAGCAAGUCUGCCGUCUCGCAAGCAAAACUUUUACAAAGACUUGCUCUCUUUGCUCCAUCUGUUUGUACGGGUGCAGUUUGCGAUUUGUUUGACGAAGGAAUGGCACUUGGGAACAGGUGGUGGUAAGAAUCUCAUUUUUCGUCCAUUGCCGUCGUCUGUAGACGUGAGUGCAGUGACAUCCCUUGCUCACUCUGCGUCCUCGGGCUCAAUGUUUUGAGUACCGUUAGCUGUAGCGUCACAUUUCUUCCGCUAUCUGAGUGCGUCUUCGACAAGCAAAGGUGGCACAGCGCACUUCCAGCACUGCGUGCAUGUUUUGCUACAGAGCCAAUGUCUGGGGAUUGUCCCGGUUUAUCGGGGAGUCUUGUCGGUUCAAUUUUUUGUGAGCCCACGAGAAAGAAACUUGCAAUAUUCUUUUACCUGUGGAAAUACUGCAAUCAGUACUAGUGCUUAAAAGACCUCAACACCUCAAAAGAAUUGUUCAUCGAUUGUGUGCAAAGCGCUAAAAUAUGAUGUCGUGACACCCCUCAGUUGAUUUUUCACUGUAGCCCCAUUAAUGUCACAACCACAGACAGGACCAGUGUGGAGGUAGAUAAAGGACCCCGGAAAUCCACGUGUUGUUUCACCUCCCCACAACUAUAUAUACUUCAGCUGUUUUUUUUCCCCCCCAAGGCAAAAUAUGUUUGGUAGGCUGGCAGUCAUGAAAUGUGACGAAAAUAAUCUUUGGAGAAGGGGAACGAAGGACAUACAAAUCUCCACAAACACAACUAGCUGACUAGUGCGCGACCGAAAAAAUCUGCCCGGUCCAGGUAUUGAACCUGGGACCUCUCCAUUUCCAGAGGAGCGCUUUACCGACUGAGCUAACCAGGAGUUAGACGUCAGUAGAGCAAACCAGGACCAGGCGUUUUUUUUUUCUUCGGUCGUGCACCAGUCCCUAGCUGUGCUUGGAGAUUUGUGUUCAUCCUUUGUCCCCCUUGUUCCCCUUCUUCAGGGAUUAUUUUCAUCAUUCUUGUCCAGCUCGCUUGCACCUUUGCAGAAUUCAAUUGCAUUAUCAUAAAAUAUGGUUUGUGAAUUUGAUUACUUUUAUUAAUAAUGUUUAUUAGUUUGUUUCCAAGUGGCUGGAGACUUGUGGGCAUCUUUCGUACAAAUUGUCUACCACAAAAAAAUAUCUUGUCAGAAGCACCUUAACCCAGCCCUAAAAGAAAGGCCACUGUCUUUUUCUUAUUUGUUUAUACAAGUGGUCCUUUAAUACUGCUUAGAAUGAUUCCACCCAAUGAUCACACUAAAUAGAUGGAGUAAAAGGAUGGCAUGCACCGAUUGUUGAAUAUUUCGACGUGUCACGACGUAACUGAGAAAUGUUCAGCAACAAGUGAAGCUUUAACUAGAUGUUGAAAUGUGUUUUUACAUUGUUAAGGAAUGAAUUUGAGAAGGUAGAUUUUUAGGCCACUUUUCUCUUCAAAUUGCUACCCACUAUUGUGAGAAUUGUGCCAUGCAUUAUCUUAGAGUGCAGCAAGUUUGAACAAAACGUAUUACACGUCCAAAGGAGACGACGGAACUAGAGGAAAUCUCCGACUCUACACAGGUUCCAUUUCCUUGUGUCCACUCAUGUUCCACCUUCACCCAGGGCAGGUGCUCUGGGCACUUUUUGUGAUAUAUAUUCAUGCCAAGUUUUAGCAGGCAAGUCGCCGCUAUUUUAUGAUAUUUAGAGACUAUUGUUUGCGGAAGACGGUGCCAGCAUCGCAACGAAACUCGGCCACGGUUUCUUUCACCCCAUGGGUACUUUGCAUAUACAAUACUUAGCACAGGAGGAUUUGCACCAGAUAUUAGCACACUUCAGUUCUAUGCUUUUUACACCAUUAAAACUUCCUUUCAUUGGUAAGGAAAAGACAAUUCCAGUACAAUAUUACUUCAUCGAUCCCUCCGAAUUUCAGUACAAUAUGGGAAAGUAUGUCGCAUGCAUGUCAAAUGCAAGGCACAUAGUAUUAUUAGAAUUGGGCGAGUGUUGCGACCCAAAUGAUUCAAGCAAGAAGCUGCAAAGUUGUGCAUGUAAAAAAAGAAAAAAAAAAAAAAAAGCUGUUGAUUUGUAAACAUGCAUUACUUCAUUGUUGUGACUGUGCAUUUUAUAGCAUUGGGCUUCCCGAUAAACGGGCAUAAAAAGACCGUUUAAAGCAACGGUUAUCUGGCACAUGCUUGUCGGGUGUCGGAAACGAGAAUAAAGCGGUGCUAGGAGUCCCCUUGUGCAUCGCCGUGCACAGAUUUCCAUGAUGUCGUCCCGAGCAGAUGCUCAAUCGGUGUCAUUUGUGUGAAACCUGGGCACACCAAGCACCUCAGCACACCGGCAGUGUUUACGAUACCCCUCAUUUUAGUACACACCAGUAUACUAAAUAUAGCUUGUUUGAACAUUGGUUCCUACAAAGCAUUUAUGCCCUGCAAUACUAAAUAUAGCUUGUUUGAACAUUGGUUCCUACAAAGCAUUUAUGCCCUGCAAUACUGCAGGAUGCAAACGCAAAAAACGUAGCAGAGACGGAAGUUUGCUUUACAAAGAACAUAACUGUGUACACUACCGUUGUGCGCUGUGGCGCCUUUGUUCUGCCUGUACAUAUAUUUAUUAGAAAGCCGCCCAAGGAAGCAGGCCGAAUUGUUGCAUGUCGAGCAUCCUGACGUUUGUGUCGCACAACGACUGCCAAGCAGGAUGCAAUUGGUACAAGGUGAAUAAAUUGUUUUUACCUC
Messenger RNA from Ixodes scapularis (black-legged tick), 7091 nucleotides. RefSeq names its product early endosome antigen 1. Lineage: Eukaryota; Metazoa; Arthropoda; Arachnida; Ixodida; Ixodidae. The coding region runs from base 276 to 2240 and encodes 654 amino acids. The transcript has 12 exons. The record is from RefSeq and is a predicted model, not a curated record.